This is a messenger RNA of Hemicordylus capensis (graceful crag lizard), 3820 nucleotides long. Its product is annotated as cytochrome P450 2G1-like. The coding region runs from base 841 to 2328 and encodes 495 amino acids. The record is from RefSeq and is a predicted model, not a curated record. NCBI's taxonomy places the organism in Eukaryota, Metazoa, Chordata, Lepidosauria, Squamata, Cordylidae. Gene Ontology annotation, biological process: xenobiotic metabolic process. Gene Ontology annotation, molecular function: heme binding; oxidoreductase activity, acting on paired donors, with incorporation or reduction of molecular oxygen, reduced flavin or flavoprotein as one donor, and incorporation of one atom of oxygen; iron ion binding. Gene Ontology annotation, cellular component: cytoplasm; intracellular membrane-bounded organelle. The transcript has 9 exons.
UGUGCUCCCCACGCCUCCACCACUCAGUUGCUGCCCACUAGCCACAGGGCCGGGUGGUACCUCCUGCCUCUGGACUUGGAAGCCCCACCUCAUGACUAGUAGCCAUUCAUAGACUCAUCCUCCAUGACUACACGCGACCCCCUUUUAAAGCCCUGUGACUGUGAAUCCCAUCCAUAAAUGAGCCACCUGUGUGGAGGAAUGGCUUCUAGGACUGCUGACAGCGAGUUGUGACAGGGAUGGCUGAUUUGACCUCCUGCUCCUCCGGCCUGCAUUUCUCCUCCGUCUGAAGGGGAGCGGAGAGGAGCCCAGCCGCCAUCCCGAGGGCAGAGGGGACUCUUCCCUGUUGCGGCUUCUCAGAGCCAGCCAGGCACCCGCGAGCCGGGCAGAUGCACCUCCUCCUGCCCAGGUGCGCACACAGCCUUGAUAAUGCUUCUCAGUGCAAAACUCAUUCCGCUCACUGAUGGGGAAAAGUGAAGAGAGGGAACACUGGCCAUGCGGACUAGCCAUUGGGCAGGGGGAACUUGGAAGGGCGGGUCCAGCUCAAAGGUCCAUCUGUUCCGGGGGGGGGGGGGGAGGCUGGCGAUUCUGCAAGACGUGGCAGGAAAAGCCCCUCGCUCACUUCAGGCAAGAAAGCCUCCCCCGUGGCCUGUGCCCCCUCAGCUGGCCCGUAUCGCCAAAGCGAAGCCAUCCUGUCCCUUCCCACGCAGAGCAGCACAUGGCCUUGAAAUCCAAUCUGGUUUUCCUGCUCUGUGCAGAGGCCAGUCCGGUGUCACUUUCAGGGCUGCCUGCAUAUAACGGGUGCAUGGAGGCGGCAGGGAGCUGAGCACCAGGCUGCCCACCAUGGAGCUCGGAGGGGCCCUCGCCAUCUUCCUGGCCAUCUGCCUCUCCUGCUUGCUCCUCCUCUCUGCGUGGAGCAGGAUGCACAGAGGGGAGGGGAAGCUGCCUCCGGGGCCGACCCCCCUGCCCUUCCUCGGCAACUUGCUGCAAGUGGCCACCAGCGGGACCUUCAAGUCCUUCCUGGCGCUCAGGGACAAAUACGGCCCGGUCUUCACGGUGUACCUGGGUCCCCGGCGAGUUGUCGUGCUGUGUGGGCAUGAGGCGGUGAAGGAGGCCCUGGUGGAUCAGGCCGAGGAGUUCAGCGGAAGGGGGGAGCUGGCUUCCAUCGACCGGAACUUCAAUGGCUUUGGAGUUGCUCUGGCCAAUGGGGAGCGGUGGAAGCAACUUCGCCGCUUCUCUCUCACCACCCUGAGGAAUUUUGGGAUGGGGAAGCGGUCCAUCGAGGAACGGAUCCAGGAGGAGGCCCAAUACCUGCUGGAGGAAUUCAGGAAGACCAGAGGUUUGCCCUUCGACCCGACCUUCUUCCUGAGCCGCACCGUCUCCAACGUCAUCAGCUCCGUCGUCUUUGGCAGCCGCUUUGACUAUGAAGACAAGACCUUCCUCGCCUUGCUGCGCAUGAUGAACCAGAGCUUCAUUGAGAUGAGCACCCCCUGGGCGCAGCUCUACGACAUGUACUCCUGCAUCAUGCAGUACUUGCCGGGGAGACACAACCGCAUCUACCACAUCAUCGAGGAGCUGAAGGCCUUCAUUGCCGAGAAAGUCAAAGCCAACCAAGCCACGCUCGACCCCAACAACCCGCGGGACUUCAUUGAUUGCUUCCUCAUGCAGAUGGAGAAGGAAAAGCAAAACCCUUCCAGCGAAUUCAGCCCGAAGAAUCUGGUGCUCACCACCCUCAACCUGUUCUUUGCGGGGACGGAGACUGUCAGCUCCACCCUGAGAUACGGCUUCCUCUUCCUGAUGAAAUACCCAGAAGUGGAAGAAAAGGUCCACCAGGAGAUUGACCAUGUCAUUGGCCGAAACCGCAUCCCAGCCACCGAAGACAGGAUGAACAUGCCUUACACAGAUGCUGUCAUCCAUGAGAUCCAAAGGCUGACAGACAUCGUUCCCAUGGGAGUGCCACACACCGUGAUCCGGGACACUCAGUUCCGCGGGUACACCCUCCCCAAGGGCACAGACGUCUUCCCCUUACUGGGCUCCGUCCUCCGCGACCCCAAGCAUUUCAGCAACCCGGAGGGAUUCAACCCUGGGCACUUCCUGGACGAGAGAGGGCGCUUCAAGAAGAGCGAGGCGUUUGUCCCCUUUUCCUCAGGGAAGCGCGUCUGCCUGGGGGAGGCCAUGGCCCGCAUGGAGCUUUUCCUCUACUUCACCACUAUUCUGCAGAGCUUCUCGCUGAAGUCCCUUCUGCCCCCAGAGGACGUGGACAUCUCCCCCAAAGUGAGCGGCUUUGGCAACAUCCCUCCCACCUACGAGCUCUGCUUGGUCCCUCGCUGACCUUGGCUUCCACUAAAGGCAGCAGGAGGGAGAAGAGGCGCCUUGCGUCUCUCUGUUCCCGGCGCUGGUAUUGGCACAAUCCCUCCUGGAGGACUUCAGAAGAAACUCACGCCAGCGCAUGCUCACGAGUUGUUCUAAGCCAGCAAACCUUCGAGUGGCCUGAUGUCCCUUCACUGCGUCUGUCUGGCCCCUGAUGGAAAUGGACCCAGGCCGGCAACCCUGAUGCCUCUGUCCUGCCUGCAGAAGCCUAACCCCAUAGGAGGCACACAAGGAGGACCCAUGGCCACUCCACUGGGGUUGUGCCGAUAUCAGCCCAGGACGUCACUGCUUCUAGCCCCCUCGUCUCCUGCUUUUCAGUUGCCCCAGAGGGCCAUAUCAGACCUGCUGAGCUGCAGAGAACACCCCACAGGUUUGGGGUCACACAUGGCCAUUGGUUGUGAACCACCCAGAGAUGUGCAUUUGGAGAUGUAUGAAACAGACUAAACAAACAAAGACGUAAUCUGAGAGCUAGAUGCCAAUGUCCUCUCAGACAGGUCAAGACAGAAGGCAGAGAGGUUGGCAAGGGUUCCCAAUUCCCAAAAUUUUAACAACAGCAACAACAGAAUGCACCCCCCCUCCAAAUUAGGGUGUUAGAAUCCCUGUUACGGCUCAGAUGUGGGUCUCUGCUGGUUUAUCCAGCUCAUGGGAUGCGGAAGGGUAAUUUCUCAGCCACGAUUUUCUAUCUGGCUCUGGUUCAUGAGUCUUGGGAUUUUUGUCCAAAAGCAGCCCAUCCCGUAAGCCUGUUGUCCAUGCACACCUGCUCUGGGGGAUGCUGGGGGAUGUAUUUUGGAUCAAGCAAGCCAGAACUGGGCCUGGCCAGGCUUCUAAAUGGAAGCCAUCCGGGUGUCGAAAUGAUUGCAGCCCUCCCCCCCCAGCCCCCGCCUUUCCACUGGAAAGCCCCAGAAAUGUACAAAGGUCCACAAUUCCCGUCUUGACCAGAACUGGCCCCUUCUGUCCACUCAUGGAUCAUCCUCUCUGGAGACAUUCACGGCUCAGAGCAGCCAUUCCCACGCCCGAGGCUCGCAUGGCAGUUGCUUCCACCAGCCUUGUAAUGCCGAUGCAAGCAUUCAGGUGGCUCACUUGCAUGACAAAUGCCUGUCCUAUGCACGCUCUCUCCUGAGUGCACACUGACUAGACUGAAAUGAAAACUGCAUGGGAGAGUCUCCACGGCAAUGUCUGCUCUUUGACACCUGUGGCUGCUUUUAAAAAACAACUCAAGAUCAUUUUUAUCUGUUCAGGCUUUUACGCAUUAAGGUUACCAGGCCUCUCAGCUCUCCUGCUUCAGUUGUCUUUUCUUUUCUUUUUUAAUGGUUGUUGUUUCAUGGUUUUUACUGUUUAACUGAUUUUAAGAUUUUAAAUGUGAUUUUAUAUUUUAACUUUUGCAAACUGCCUUGGGAUGCCUUGUGAAAGGCAGCAUACCUGUAGAGAUUGAACAAUAAAGAAAUAAAUAAGG